Messenger RNA from Cavenderia fasciculata, 1182 nucleotides. RefSeq lists its product as uncharacterized. Gene Ontology annotation, cellular component: endoplasmic reticulum; Golgi stack; ER to Golgi transport vesicle membrane. The transcript has 7 exons. The record is from RefSeq and is a predicted model, not a curated record. Lineage: Eukaryota; Evosea; Eumycetozoa; Acytosteliales; Cavenderiaceae. The coding region runs from base 1 to 1182 and encodes 393 amino acids. Gene Ontology annotation, biological process: intracellular protein transport; transcytosis; membrane fusion.
AUGAUCAUUCUUUAUUGUGAUCAUCAUCAUCAUCAUCAAUCGGCAGUCUAUGAUGAUGAUGACUGUGCAAACAAACAAACUCUUGUCGACAACAUCUCUGUACUUAAGUUAUACAGUAUGAGUUGGUUUGGAGGAUUUCUAGGUGGUAAUGCACGUGAAACGAUUAUGCGUGGAGUUGGGGCAGUCGCCAAUGUCGAUCGUACUUCAAACAUCAAUGCAGAGGGUCUACUUGACAAGGUUGCAUUGGAGACAUUGCCAGCAGACGAGAGAAAGCAAGCUCUCAAUCAAUUGACUGCUGUUGGUAAAAAUGGGUUCCAAGCAGUUGGAUCUAAAAUGUCAGUAUUGACAGCAUUCUUAAAGAAAUAUAAAGAUGAUAUUGAAGUUGUCAGAGAUGUAGUUGAAACUCUUACUUGUGUAAUGACCUGUCAUCCAAAAGAUGAUAAUAUUAUUCAAAUUCAUAAUACAGAGUUAUUCUUGAAUGAUAAAGAGACAUUUGUAUUGUUGUGUGAUUUGUUGACUCUACACGAUUACUAUGUUCGAUACUAUAUUGCUAGAUUCUUAAAGGUUGUCCUUGACAAUCGUUUUGAAUCAGUUCAAGAGUUGAUUCUAUCGUGUCCAAUGUCUGUUCCAAAUAUCGUUUUAUUAUUGAGUGAUACUAGAGAAGUUGUUCGUAAUGAGAUUAUAUUGGUAUUAUACAACUUGACAAAAUCAAAUCAAGAGAUUCAAAAGAUUGUUGCAUUUGAAGGAGCAUUUGAUGUAUUAUUGGAUAUUAUAAACAAAGAAGGACAAUCUGAAGGUGGAAUCAUUGUAAAUGAUUGUAUUCAAACAUUGAUCAAUUUAUUAAAAUCAAAUGUUUCAAAUCAAAAUUAUUUUAGAGAGACUGGAUGUAUACCAAGAGUAGCACCAUUAUUACAAGUACAAAAUACAGACAUGUGGAUAUUAUCAGAUAACAAGUUUAACAUUAUCAUGUCAUCGUUGGAAUUAAUCUUGACAUUGGUCGAACGCAACAAUAUUAGCACACCAUUGAACCAGAACCAGAUAUCGCAGAGUGGUGGUGCAGGCGCUGUUGGCGACCAAGCGUGCCGACCCGCCCGUCGACCCGAUGGUGCGUGUCGGCUUGCUCAAGCUGCUCGCCGUGUGGUUGGACCACGCACCCAAGGCAGCACGCGAGCUGCUCUCUAG